AUGCCGUCGCAAUUGGACGCGCUCCCACCUGAAAUUCUCUUCAACAUACUCUCCUUCACCGAACCCACCUACGACCCAACGCUCAUAUCCUAUUCACUCAACGCUCUCGCAGGAACAAACAAACAUCUCAACUCUGUCGUCGAAGAGUACGCGCGCGGUCUGCUGAAGCAACAUGCCAACAUUACGCCUCGAAAGUCUUCCAAGAUAUUUACAUGUCGGAGAAAGUGGCUGGCGGAGAUCUGUCAAUUCUGCAAGAAGCUCAGCAAAAGAACGGCAAUUCUAUACCCCUCAUUGACCUGCUGUCGCGCAUGCGACAGAGAGCAUUUCCCGAAGAUGACGAUGACAAAUGCCACCCAAGACUACAACCUCUCUAAGCUCGACCUCUUUACACCCAACGCCCUCCACCCGCGCCUCCCUCGCCUUGCAACCGGUGCAUACAAAGUCAUGGGCGGCAAUGCGGUUAUGGUGGCAGAGGCCGACGUCCUUGCGCGGCGCGACCACGUCUACAAGCUUCUCGGCGAAAAAGCUCAGGAUGCAAGCUACAUGCGCAAGCGGCCUGCAACGCAUAACCGCAUCACUCAGCAUUUGGGAAUCGUAUGGAACUGUACAAAUGGUAGUUGGGGGAAGGGGUCUGGACCAUCGUCGACGCUGCCGAAAAGCAUGAGAACAGAGGAGGACAGGAAGGAGUACGUGAAGAAGGCGCUGCAGAAGGAGUGGGCUGCUAUGAAUGUGAAUAAAUAUGGGUUUCCGCAGGAUCCUCCUAUUGAAUUUGAUUGA
Molecule: messenger RNA, 777 nt
Organism: Cucurbitaria berberidis CBS 394.84
Lineage: Eukaryota; Fungi; Ascomycota; Dothideomycetes; Pleosporales; Cucurbitariaceae
Exons: 2
Coding region: 1-777 (258 amino acids)
Source: RefSeq, a predicted model, not a curated record